This is a messenger RNA of Diplodia corticola, 1992 nucleotides long. RefSeq names its product zn-c6 fungal-type dna-binding domain. Bases 1 to 1992 code for a protein of 663 amino acids. Gene Ontology annotation, molecular function: DNA-binding transcription factor activity, RNA polymerase II-specific; DNA binding; zinc ion binding. The record is from RefSeq and is a predicted model, not a curated record. The transcript is spliced from 5 exons. NCBI's taxonomy places the organism in Eukaryota, Fungi, Ascomycota, Dothideomycetes, Botryosphaeriales, Botryosphaeriaceae. Gene Ontology annotation, cellular component: nucleus. Gene Ontology annotation, biological process: DNA-templated transcription; regulation of DNA-templated transcription.
AUGAAUGUCCGACUCGCCGCUUGUGAGCCAUGCCGGCGCGCAAAGCUUGCGUGUGGUCACGAAAAACCCACAUGCGCACGGUGCCAGGAUCGUCAGCAGGCUGGUAGCUGUGUUUACAGAAACCAGCCUUUCAAACGACGGAAACUACAGCGCGACCGUCCCCUCGCCAGGGCAUCAACUGAGAGGUCCACGUCAAGUGCCUCGCCACAACCACGUUACUAUCCAAACCCGGGCUUCCUCGGGUCCUCAAGCCAUUCCGCCAUUUUCAACCAGGUGACUUCGUUCGACUUGCGCACUUCAGACUCGGGUCUGCACAAUGCUCUACCGUCGCCCAUUGCCUCUCCAUGCAGGCACGUGCCCAAGAAUAAGGUCGUUGUCGAGAGUGCACUCCGGACCUUGAAACAGCUGGGCCGGACCGACCUGUCUCACUUGGUAUCUCUGAUUCACCUCUGGCUCGGCCAAGGCGUAAAUCUACCUCUUGCUGAGCCGUUCGUUGCGCCUGUCGUCGGGGCUAUAGCUAAAUCCGCAAAGGCGACGUUGCCAUCUGAUGCCAUCAAUCAGUCUGAGGAUUGGGUCUCUCAGCAUGCGAGCCUCUUGGAAAGCACAGACAGACCGAUAUGCCUACGCGGCGACACCAACGUGAAUGACUUCUUCUCACAGCUGCUUGAUCAUGGCUUACGCUGGGAUGUCCUUGGCAUCUUUUUCACCGCCGCGAGCAGGGCCACGAUAGAUACUACGUCCUUUCCUCCGCUUUACACUGGGGAAGCGCAACGUUGGGAUCUCAUAAAGUCAUUGACUUACAUAGGAGAUUGCUGUCUAGAGACAUGUCUUGCAGCCGACCGCUUAGACGAUUUGCAAAUCGUUUUACAGUACGAGAACUGUGUGGUGCACUCUCAGGUUCACGGGGAUCAAAGCUAUCACUCGUGGAGGAGGAUGGGGGAUCUUUCAAGCUCACUUUUUGCGCUCGGCUAUCACGAAAGGACGGAUGGCAACGCCUCAAACAUCCCCUUGUACGUUGCAGAGUUGCGGAGAGCCAUCUUCGCCAGGAUCUACGCCGCCGACAAAAGUCUGGCUAUUUUCCUUGGCCGACCACCGAGAAUAGUCAAAACGUAUUGCAACUUCCAGCUCCCUGCUAACAUACCUGGCCUCUGGGACGCUGGAUCGGAAACCAGCAACAGCUCACAUUCCGCGGCAUCCAGUCAUGAUGGGGACCACGACAACGUGGGGCCACCUGAGCCCAUCAACUACACUGCAGAUACACGCUACUCUGCCUUGUUCGCCUCCCUCAAGGAGGAAAUACUCGAACUAUAUCGAAACCGCUCCCACGAACAUCAUGCGGAGAGAACAAACGCUAUCCUUUUGAGGAUCGAGAAGCAAUGGGAAGACAUGCCCACACACCUCAAGCUGGAUGUAAGCUUGAAACACUGCCACCUCGGACCAUUCGAGCGAGACUUCCUUGUUGGCACCCGGCUCGACUACCUGCAUAUCCUUCUGCUUCUCGGACUUGUCUCUUCAAGGAAAAUCACCGAGCCUGACCAGUCACUCCUCACGACUGCCGGCGAAAUGCUUUCUCUCGUGGUCGAGAUGAUCAUUCUCCGCCAACGCCUGGUCGCGCAAUUCGGCCUUCCAGCCGCCGGAGUCAUUUCCCUCGCGCUGCUGAACUCGGCCAUCAGCAGCGGGAUACAGCCCAUCGCUCGAUCGAAGAUGGUGCAGGACUUGAGCGUACUCGUCGCCGAGAUCCGGACUGGAGUGCUGAUUCAGGCGGGGGAGCCGAAUUUUGCACUCUUCACUCAGGCGACUCGGACUAUACAAAGCCUGCUCGACUCUUUAAUGGUGUGGCGAUCGCCGCCGGGCCCGCUGUAUCCGCAGCCGGAUGCGAGCGCCGAGUUUCUGGAGGAUUGGAAUACUGGAAUCGAUUUUGAUCCGUGGGAGUUUGAACAGGACUUCUGGGCUGGGCUGGCCGGACAUCCGACUUUGCUCCAAGAGAAGUGA